This is a messenger RNA of Copidosoma floridanum, 3363 nucleotides long. It is a transcript of the gene Atg14, whose product is annotated as autophagy related protein 14. Lineage: Eukaryota; Metazoa; Arthropoda; Insecta; Hymenoptera; Encyrtidae. Gene Ontology annotation, molecular function: phosphatidylinositol 3-kinase regulator activity; protein-membrane adaptor activity. Gene Ontology annotation, cellular component: extrinsic component of phagophore assembly site membrane; autophagosome; phosphatidylinositol 3-kinase complex, class III. Gene Ontology annotation, biological process: autophagosome assembly; autophagosome membrane docking; cellular response to starvation. The record is from RefSeq and is a predicted model, not a curated record.
GUGACAGUCAAGGAGUCAAGUGUAGAAAUGGAGCCGUUAGCGGUGGUAUACAACAGCAACUGAGUGCCCAUUGUUUUUCAUUCUACGUCAUUCAUACCCUAGAGGCAGAAUAGUUGCGUCUCCGAGGAGAAAAGUGUGCGUAUUAAAUCUGCGAAGAAGAGCGCAGAAAAAACGAGGUACUGUAUCGCUGCUGGCUGCAGCUCUUCCGGGUCGAUGACGAGGAGGAGGCCGUCUUUCCUGGGGCCGCUGCUUGCUGUCGUUAGCGAUGGCUGGGUCGAGCAGCUCCGAGCGCUCCAGUUGUCUGCCGCCCACUGACUUCCAACUGUCGGUUGAGGAUGCCGAGGACGAUGACGACGACGAGCGGCUUGCCAUCAACCUGCUCAAGUGUCCGCUCUGUCACAACGGGCGCAAGAGCUUCUACUGCAAGCAGUGCGUGCACCGGGGUGACUUUGUGCACUCGUCGUCCGUCUACUCCGAGAGGUACAAGCCCUCUUGUGCCCUUGACACCAGAUUCAUAGAAAAACAGCAGAGGUUCUUGCGAUUAAAAGCAGCACGCAACCAACUGGAAGAAAGAUGUACAAAAGCUCUCGAGAAACAUCGACAACGUGAUAAGCUGAUUUGUGAUAUUAACGCUUGCAAGGAAAGAGUAAAAAUAUUGAAGCAUAUGGAAACUAAAGCAAGACAAAACAUCGCUGAUGGACAACAACAAUUGAAAGUUUUAAAGGAAAUAAAUGCAAAAAUAACUUCAAGAUUACCUAAACAUGAAGUGCAAACAGAAAAGUUGAUAAAGUAUAGUCUUGACAUCAAAUUUAAGUGGCAGCAACAAAGAGAUGCUUUUGAAAAAAAGAAGCAACAAAUAAAGACACAUGCUCGAGAAAUUGCAAAACAGCUGAUUAAAUACAUAUUUCCUUUAAGCAGAGUUGAACCAUCAGAUAGAAGUUCUAACAGUAGUGAAGAGUCAAUUUCAGACAGUACAGAUUUGCUCACUUAUGCUCUGGCUGAUGCUUCAGGAACGUCAUACGUGCGUGGAAAAUGGGUUAACGAUACAGACAACGUAUACAAGUUUUAUAAAAAUAUCGAAAAUAAUUCGCAAGUUAAGUAUCGUAUUGUUCACCCCACUCUACCUGGAUCUGGAGAUUACAGCGCUUAUUCGCGUUGGGAGGCGCGAAACAAAGAUGAACCAAUAAAUAAGGAAAAUAUGAUGCACAAUCCAGCACGUAAUAUUACCGCAGCGCUCGCGUAUGCCACACAACUUGUUAAUAUUCUAGCUUAUUACCUCAAUGUUAGACUUCCAUACAAAAUGAUGUACAAAGAGUUUUACGAUAAUGAUAUGCCAGAUGAUCAGUUUAUUGGAAAAGUAGCAAGACUUAACAGUAAUAUUUUGUAUCUUUGCCUUACACAAAAUACUGAUCCUACGGUCUUACAACCAAGGCAUACGCUGCAAAAUUUAAUGAAUUUGCUUGAUGUUGAAGUUACUGAUUUGGGAAGGACUGGAGCUAUCGAAACUGAUCCGACGAUAGUUGCGCACUUGUUCAAUGAUUUAGCUCCAGACUUGGAAAAAUAUUGCAGCGCAUCCUCUCCAGAUGAAGAUGAUGAUCUUGACAUUGGUUGGGAGGCAGUUCCACAUGUAGAUUGUCCUGAAGUAACCAUACCUAUUCCACGAGCUGCAAUGUCUAGGCAGCACAGCUCAAACAUCCAAGUAAAUCAAAGCGUAGCAGGAGGCUUAGUGACUAGUGCAGCGGCCAGUAUUGUUUCGAUGUGGAGAGGUUGGACCAACAAAUAGGUUGAAUUUGAGCUUUUCACACCAUUUUACGACAAGCAGAUAGAACUGUACAAUUUUUGGUGAAAUGAGUAUAUAUGGACAUGAUUUUUUAAGUUUAAAGAAUUUUUUUACUGAUGGUUAGUUUCAUUUUGUAAGUAGGUACUAGAUUUUAAAUGAUAUACUAGAUUUCAAGAAUUCACUAGAACCAUCUAACAAGUAACUGAAUGUUGAUCUGUUUUUAUUUAUUUUUCUUAAGAUAUUUGUAAGAUUUUGUAUAAUUUACUUUUUUCAUGUUAUAAUUUACGACAUUUGACAAUACACCAAAAGAUCAAUUGGUCUCAUUAGGUUAUCAGAAACGUUCAAGUGUCAUAAGCGAAAAUUAAAGUUCAAUUCUAGAAUAAGACAAAUCUUACGUUACAAAACUUCGUCGAUACAAAGUAAGAUUUUACAACAUAAGUUAUCGUGCGUCUUUUUUCAUAAAUGAUGGUUGCGUAAAAUUGUGCAAAAGUUUUUGUUUUAUAAAAUAAAAGUAACGAGAAAAAUAACUUUGCGUACUUUUACGAACGUCCAAAAUUUGAGUAUAAAAAAUGGCUGUUGACUGAUUAGUGAAAAAGAACGAAUAUUUGUAUAGGAAUUACAGUUAUCAACAUUUACGGGAAGAUGAAAUUGAUAUUUUUGUACAGCUCUGCAAAGGCUUGACUUGUUUAAUGUAUAAAGUUUAAUUAACUCAAAAAUUUUGUCAGUUUUGACUAAUAUGAUAUAUUAAAAAAUCACGUAGAUCAGGAAUGUGAUAUGAAGUGUGAAAGUCUCUUAACUAAGAGAUAACCAAUUUGUCAUAAUUUUAAUAAUAUUAGUAAAUUUAAUAAUAUAAUCAUAUAUAUGUAAGAAUGAUAAUGAAUUACAACUAUAGAAACACUAAGUAUAAAAUUAAUGUUUUCAGGUGUAAUUGUCUGAUGUGAGUGAGAUAAAAAUAUGUGCCAGGAUAACGGCUUGCGAUAAUGAUUUUUGAAGAAUAAGUGUCCACAAAUGGGCACCAACUGGAGAUGUUUAAAGUACAAAUGUUUAUAGCAAAAUUUCAGAAAAAAAGUACGAAAAAAAUUUCUGUGGUAUAGAUACGUUAUUUAUGUCUCAUUACUAUACACUUCGCAAAUCUUGUUAUCUUUCACGUAUUUUGUAAGUACAGGAUUCGUUAUGAAAUAGGCUCAUGAACAUUGUAUAAAAAUAUGAAAAAUAGAACUGAUUAUUAUUAUUAUUAUUAUUAUAUGAACAGAUAUCAGCACAAUUUAUUAUGAUCAACUCGUAAAAGCCAUUGUGAAUGUGUCAUUCAUUCAUAUCAACAGUCUAAUUAUAUAUACAUCUAGAUUAAGAUACAAGUUUGUAAAUACAUAAUAUACAUUUUUUAAGUGAUUAAAAAAAUUAUGUAACAAAAAUUUUAAUUAAUAUUGUUUGGUUGAUUUCAGAAAAUUAACGAGAUGUAUAUACUACAUAGCAUGUAAGAUGGCUAUGAUUCAUUUAAACAAAUAUUGAAUGUGAAAUAUCUGACAAAAUGGAACAAAAGUUUUUUUUAAAUACUAGGUUACUAAGUGUGGUAAUAAAACAUU